AUGGCUACUCAAGGCUUGGCAGAUGGUUCGGUGGUUUUUCUGUCCUACUCCCUUUCACAUACGGUGGCCGGUGUUCCGAUCUUGGUGAUGUGGGUGAUGGAUUGGGAUGGGAGGCAGUUGGAUCCCAAUAUGCUUUCCUUCCAGAGUUUCAGGCGGUGUUGCCGUCCUCUUCUUGGUGGCUUCGAUCUGGUUGUUUGGGUGAAUUCUUGUCGGGUUUGCUGGGUUUACAAUUUGGGGCUCUUGAUGGGUGGUGACGCUCCGUUGACGGCAUCUAAGAUCGACUUUGACGUGUUUCGGGUGGUGCGACGUGGUUCUGGCGAUGCGGUUCUGAUAGAUAGAACAUGGAUGGUUGCGGAUAGGAGAUCUCGUGAAUAUAAGUUAGGGGUGAUUCAGUUCUGUAAGUUUGCCUUGUAUAAUGCUAGAGACCUCAAUCACAUUAGCUGUCCUUGCACAAAGUGUGGAAAUGUAGAAUAUUUUUCAAGUUCAGUAAUUAGGGACCAUUUAUUUAUAAAUGGAAUUGAUGAGAGUUAUGAUAAAUGGAUUGAUCAUGGGGAGGCUGUAGUGGAUUCAGGAACAGAUGAAGAUACCAAUAGCAUGGAAUAUGAUUCAGAUCAAUCUGAGUCUGUGCAGUGUAAUGAGGGGGCAGAAUAUGAAGUAGAGUUAGGUAGUGACAUGGAGUUGGAAGAUGAUGAGGAUGAAGGGCUUUCAAAUGAGUGUAAUGAGUUUAGACAGUUUGUUGAUAAUGCCAAUAAACCGUUAUACCCGGGUUGUGAUAGGCACACAAAGUUGAAUGUCCUUGUAAGCCUUUACAACUUGAAAGCCAAGCACGGUAUGAGUGAUAGUGCUUACUCUGAUUGGUUGAUUACCUUUGCAGAGUUUCUUCCAGUAGGCAAUGAGAUACCUGCCUCUGUGUAUGACGCAAAGAAGACCUUGAGUGCUCUAGGAAUGGAUUACACUAAAAUUCAUGCUUGCCCAAAUGAUUGUAUUCUGUAUAGAAAAGAGUAUGUUGAUGAAACUAAAUACCCUAGAUGCGGUCUUUCAAGAUGGAAAAUAGGUAAAAACUCCAAAGAGAGGGAUGGUGUACCUGCAAAGCUUAUGGUAACCUUUCUGGGAGUAUUGUUAAGGGGUAUAAUGCAUGCCCUAUUUGCCUUGAAAAAAACAAAACCUACAAGGCUAGUUAAUGGAGGGAAAAUGGCAUACAUUGGGCAUCGAAGAUUUUUAGGCAUAAACCAUCCCUAUCGAAAGCAGAAGGCUGCCUUCAACAACUUCCCUGAGCAUUCACCUCCUCCUGUGCCUUUGACUGGUGAAGAAGUAUUGUGUAGGGUAGAGGAGGAAGUUGAAAAGUGGCCUUUUGGGAAGAAAUAUCCUCAUCCUCCAUAUAAGGGUGCCAAGGAUGAAACCAGGCCUUGUUGGAAGAAAAGUGGCCUUUUGAACUUGAUUAUUGGAAAUUUCUACCGGUUCGGCACUGCCUUGCUGUGA
Rosa chinensis is the source of this 1479-nucleotide messenger RNA. RefSeq lists its product as uncharacterized. Lineage: Eukaryota; Viridiplantae; Streptophyta; Magnoliopsida; Rosales; Rosaceae. The record is from RefSeq and is a predicted model, not a curated record. The coding region runs from base 1 to 1479 and encodes 492 amino acids. The transcript has 3 exons.